Molecule: messenger RNA, 925 nt
Organism: Arabidopsis thaliana (thale cress)
Lineage: Eukaryota; Viridiplantae; Streptophyta; Magnoliopsida; Brassicales; Brassicaceae
Gene: RABA4C
Product: RAB GTPase homolog A4C
Exons: 2
Coding region: 61-732 (223 amino acids)
Cellular component (GO): plasma membrane
Molecular function (GO): GTP binding; GTPase activity
Source: RefSeq, marked reviewed
UACAACUAAGUCAUUUCUAUCGCCUCUAAAAUCUAUAAGCUUGUGAUUUUGGUGUGAACGAUGUCAAAAUUUCAGAGCAAUUUCAAUCAGAAGAUAGAUUAUGUGUUCAAGGUAGUCUUGAUCGGCGACUCUGCUGUUGGUAAAUCUCAGCUUCUCGCUAGGUUUUCAAGAAACGAGUUCAGUAUCGAAUCUAAAGCAACGAUCGGUGUCGAGUUUCAGACAAGAACACUUGAAAUCGAUCGUAAAACUAUCAAAGCUCAGAUAUGGGACACUGCUGGUCAAGAACGGUAUCGAGCGGUGACGAGUGCAUACUACAGAGGAGCAGUAGGGGCAAUGUUAGUUUACGAUAUAACAAAACGACAGUCGUUUGAUCAUGUAGCGAGAUGGUUAGAAGAAUUGAGAGGACAUGCUGACAAAAACAUUGUGAUUAUGCUAAUAGGAAACAAAACUGAUCUCGGGACACUUCGAGCUGUACCAACCGAGGAUGCUAAAGAAUUUGCUCAAAGAGAAAAUCUGUUUUUCAUGGAGACAUCAGCCUUGGAUUCAAACAAUGUUGAGCCUUCGUUCCUCACGGUUUUGACGGAAAUAUAUCGAAUUGUGAGUAAAAAGAAUCUUGUUGCUAAUGAGGAAGGAGAAUCUGGAGGAGACUCUUCUCUUUUGCAAGGAACUAAGAUUGUUGUUGCUGGAGAAGAGACUGAAUCUAAAGGAAAAGGUUGUUGUGGAACAUCAUAGACUUUUUUUCAUGAUCUUUUCUCUUUUUUUUUUUGUUACUACCAUUUCUUGUGAUCAUAUUUCUCUUUCUCUUUGACUGCAUAAAUAAUGUGUCUACUUUGUAUGUAAGAACAGAUGAUAGAGUUGAUGAGUUGAACACUGCAUACUAAAUUGAGUUUGUGUUUAUUCAUGAUACACAGACAACUUAUUUCCA